Cryptotermes secundus is the source of this 653-nucleotide messenger RNA. Its product is annotated as mitochondrial intermembrane space import and assembly protein 40-B. Gene Ontology annotation, cellular component: mitochondrial intermembrane space. Bases 14 to 433 code for a protein of 139 amino acids. Gene Ontology annotation, molecular function: protein-disulfide reductase activity. The record is from RefSeq and is a predicted model, not a curated record. The transcript has a single exon. NCBI's taxonomy places the organism in Eukaryota, Metazoa, Arthropoda, Insecta, Blattodea, Kalotermitidae. Gene Ontology annotation, biological process: protein import into mitochondrial intermembrane space.
AAAGAUAUUCACCAUGCCAUUAACAGUUCAGCAAGGUAAGGACACAGUAAUUUUUGUUACUAAAGAAGACCACUCAACACCAAGCACAGUCAGUUUACCGAAAGAUGAACCACCCCCUGGCCUCAUUUUACCUGAUGGUUCUAUCAACUGGAGCUGUCCUUGUUUGGGAGGGAUGGCCACAGGUCCUUGUGGUGUUGAAUUUCGAGAAGCUUUUUCCUGCUUCCAUUACAGUGAAGCUGAACCCAAAGGCAGUGAUUGUUAUGAGGCAUUUAAAACAAUGCAGGAUUGUAUGGCGCAGUAUCCUACACUUUACAACAGAGAUGGUGAUGAUGAAGAUGAAUUAGAAAAUGCAAUAGAUACUAAUACGGAAAAAGAGAAAAGCAAAGAAAAUAGAGAUGCAGCAGUAAUAAAUUCAGCAUCAUCACCAUCUUAACGUGUCAGUAGUCUAGUUAACAUGAUGCCAUUAGUAAUAAAAGUUUGCUUUUAUUUGAUAGAUGUAUAGCAUGACCAAAGCAAUUGUAAGUGAACUCAAAGGAGUCAGAACAAAAGUAGCAAGUAUUGUAUACUGAAUACUUUUUCAUUGCUGUCAAAGAAUAGGUUUUAGUAUUUGUACUUAAUAUUAUACAGUCCUUUAUUAAAAGCAUGAAGCUUUC